AUGGCCUCCUCUUCUUCUGCCAAAGUCGCACCGCUGCAGUCCCUCAAGCCCGACCUUCACGAGCGCGCCUGGGCCUCCGUACCGCACCCCAACCUCCCUCUCAUCGCAACCGCUCACGGAAAGAAUGUCACCGUCUUCUCUCUCUCCACGCUCUCCUUCCACAGCGCCCUCGCCGAUGGCCACGCGC
Molecule: messenger RNA, 187 nt
Organism: Trichoderma citrinoviride
Lineage: Eukaryota; Fungi; Ascomycota; Sordariomycetes; Hypocreales; Hypocreaceae
Exons: 1
Source: RefSeq, a predicted model, not a curated record